GCUAACUAACUGGCCUAUCUUUGUUGACGUGUGCAACAGUUAAAAUGUAAAAGACUUUAAGCUAAAAUAAGAUUUCAUUUAUAUAAUUUUGUUUUUGUGCUUAAAUAUGGUCGCAAGUGUGGUAAAAGCGCCCAAGUGUACGCGCAAAACAAAAGAAUUGGCCAAAAUCAAGCCUGAACAAGUGAAUAAUGACAAUUGGCGGUGGUGGGCUUUGUUAGCCCUUGUAUUUCUCAUUACAUUUGGUACACGUUUCUAUAAGGUAACUGAACCAGAUCACAUUUGCUGGGAUGAGACACACUUCGGCAAAAUGGGCAGCUGGUACAUCAAUCGCACCUUCUUCUUCGAUGUGCAUCCACCACUUGGCAAGAUGUUGAUUGGCUUAUCUGGCUAUUUGACGGGUUACAAUGGCACCUUUCCCUUCGAGAAACCAGGUGACAAAUACAAUGAGACGCGUUAUCAAGGCAUGCGCUAUUUCUGCACUACGCUGGGUGCACUGAUCAUGCCUAUGGGUUUUGAUACGGUCUACGAUCUGACAAGAUCCCAUGAGGCGGCCUUGCUGUCGGCGGCAUAUCUAAUCUUUGAUGUGGGCCUUUUGACGCUCAAUCAGUAUAUACUCUUGGAUCCGAUUCUCUUGUUCUUCAUGAUGGGUUCGGUGUGGGGAAUGGUGAAGAUAUCGAAAACCACCGCGGCGGGUGGUUCAUAUACAACACGCUGGUGGCUCUGGUUGCUACUCACCGGCACAAUGCUCUCCUGCACGAUCAGCGUUAAGUUUGUAGGUCUGUUUGUGGUGCUGCUGGUGGGUCUGCACACGGCCAGCGAAUUGUGGCUCAUAUUAGGCGACCUUGGGAAGCCCAUUGUGGAGACAAUCAAACAGAUUGCCUGUCGGGCCCUCACGCUUAUUGUCUGGCCCAUCAUUCUCUACACGCUCUUCUUCUACAUCCAUCUGAAAGUCCUCAAUCGCAGUGGCAAUGGCGAUGGUUUUUACAGCUCCGCUUUUCAGUCGCGUCUCAUUGGCAACUCGUUGUACAAUGCCAGCAUGCCACGGGAUGUGGCAUAUGGCGCAUUGGUCACAAUCAAGAAUCAUAAAACUGGCGGUGGAUAUCUCCACUCGCAUUCCCAUCUCUAUCCCAAAGACAGCGGCGCCCGACAACAGCAGAUUACGACCUAUACGCACAAGGAUGAUAACAAUAUCUGGGUUAUCAAGCCCUACAACAAGCAGCAGCUACCAGAGGGCCAACUUCAGCUACUCCGACACGGUGAUCUCAUGCGUCUGGAACAUCUGGUGACCAAGCGGAAUUUGCACUCACACAGCGAACCGGCUCCGAUGACGAAGAAGCAUCUCCAGGUCACGGGCUAUGGCGAGUUGGGCGUGGGCGAUGCCAAUGAUGUGUGGCGUGUUCUUAUUGUUGGGGGCAGGACAAAUGAUACCAUUCACACGGUGACGUCACGCUUGAUGUUCGUGCAUUAUCUGCAGAACUGUGCACUUACAUCGAGUGGAAAACAGCUGCCCAAAUGGGGAUUCGAGCAGCAGGAGGUUUCCUGUAAUCUGAACAUACGUGAUAAGAAUGCCCAAUGGAAUGUCGAGGAUAAUCAGCACAAACUACUACCCAGUGUCAAUUUUAGCAUCUAUGCUCCAGGAUUCUUUGCGCGCUUCUUGGAGUCCCAUGCGGUCAUGUUGCAAGGCAAUGCAGGACUCAAGCCCAAGGAAGGCGAAAUAACCAGUCAACCCUGGCAGUGGCCCAUUAACUAUCGGGGUCAAUUCUUCUCGGGCAGCAGCUAUCGCAUUUAUUUGCUUGGCAAUCCCAUCAUCUGGUGGAGCAAUCUCAUCUUUCUCCUCCUCUUCGUCAGCGUCUUUCUCUGCAAUGCGAUUGUGCAGCAGCGACGUGCAGGUCAAGCGGCUCUCAAUCAAACCAUUAGACGUUCCGAGCAGCUCCCAUCGGGCACCACAGAGACCUGCAGCUGUUGCUCGGAAGCUAACCGAUCUGAUAAAGCCUCCUCCAUUCCAAGUGAAUCCUAUCCGACAAUGUCUCUGCAAGCAGCUGCCUGGUUGUUCAUCGGCUGGCUUUUGCAUUAUUUACCCUUCUGGGCAAUGGGUCGUGUGCUCUACUUCCAUCAUUACUUUCCUGCACUGAUAUUCAACUCUAUGUUAACAGGCAUUAUGUUCAAUUAUAUAAUCCGAUCGCUGCCAAAGUGGCUGCAGCAUGUGCUUCUCGGUGCUCUUCUUUCGGUGGUUGCCUACAGCUUUGUGCUGUUCUCCCCGCUGUCCUAUGGUAUGAGUGGACCACUGGCAAACGAGCCCAAUUCGACCAUGCAUAAGCUCAAGUGGAUGUCCACGUGGGAGUUCUAGAAAAUGGAACAAAUUAGACGCGGAUUUUGGCAUAGA
Messenger RNA from Drosophila innubila, 2383 nucleotides. RefSeq names its product protein O-mannosyl-transferase 2 (gene twisted). NCBI's taxonomy places the organism in Eukaryota, Metazoa, Arthropoda, Insecta, Diptera, Drosophilidae. Gene Ontology annotation, cellular component: endoplasmic reticulum; membrane. The coding region runs from base 107 to 2347 and encodes 746 amino acids. The record is from RefSeq and is a predicted model, not a curated record. The transcript is spliced from 11 exons. Gene Ontology annotation, biological process: protein O-linked glycosylation via mannose. Gene Ontology annotation, molecular function: dolichyl-phosphate-mannose-protein mannosyltransferase activity.